Erythranthe guttata (spotted monkey flower) is the source of this 1187-nucleotide messenger RNA. The record is from RefSeq and is a predicted model, not a curated record. Lineage: Eukaryota; Viridiplantae; Streptophyta; Magnoliopsida; Lamiales; Phrymaceae.
CAUCUCACUCACUCGCUCACUCGUUUCUGUGCAAGAACUUUUCACAUUUUUCAGUCGUUCACAAACUCACUGCCCGUAAAUGGCGGCAACCCACAACCUGUUAAUUGCAACUCCAAGCACAACCUGCUUGCAGAUUACCUCCUCUCGACACUCUCCGCUGAUUUCAGCAAACCACACAAACAAUAAUUUAUUUCUUUCAACAACUCAGUACAGUCACCUAAAUUCGAUUUCAAGAAGGCUUUUUCUGCCUUCAGUUUCAGUAUCUGGUCUCUUUGAUGCCUUAACCGGCGGCAAUUCUCCCCGCGAAGCCGCCAUCGCUAUUCGACGUGGAAUGCUUCUUUUCAGACAAGGUGACGUUCUGGGUUCGAUAGCGGAGUUUGACAAGGCUAUUGAGCUCGACCCUCGUCAGAAAGCAUAUCUUUGGCAGAGAGGGUUAUCACUGUACUAUGUGAAUAGAUUUGAAGAAGGUGCGGAACAAUUUAGAAUAGACGUUGCACAAAACCCAAAUGACACUGAGGAAUCAAUAUGGUGUUUCCUUUGUGAAGCUCAAUUAUAUGGUGUUGAUCAAGCAAGAACACGUUUUCUUCAGGUUGGCAGAGAUUCCCGACCCGUAAUGAGGGAAGCAUACCAAAUGUUUAAAGACGGUGGUGACCCGGAAAAGCUUGUUGCAGCCUUUUCAAAUGGAAGGGAGAACGAAUAUUUCUAUGCUUCACUAUAUGCUGGCCUAUAUUAUGAAUCUCAGAAAAAAUCUGAUGAAGCUAAACUUCACUUAAUCGCCGCAUGUAAAUCAGCUUACGGUUCAAGGUCGGAUGACUACAUGGCAUCGCUUGCCAAGGUACAUUGUGAUUGCCGCAACUGGAUAAUCAGUUGAAACUCUGAUAAGUAUAAAUAUCCGACUCCGGCAUUUUGAUUCAGCAUGCCCUUCUCAUUAUUUUUAUUAGUAGUUGCGAAAAUAAACCUAUUCAGGUAGCCUCAAACAUGAUUCUCUCCUUAUUAUAUUAUAUUGUUCGACACGUUUUAAAUAAUAUAUGGAUGUAAAACUGUUGUUCGUUUUUAGAUGUGAGUGAUUGGCCAUGUGGUAGAAAUGGAUCAAAUGAAGGACAGAACAAAAAUUGGAAGGGCUUACAAGCUAUGUAGAUGUAAAAUUAUUGUUCCUUCUUAGAGUAUUACAAAAAAAAUUAAAUUUA